Danio rerio (zebrafish) is the source of this 1912-nucleotide messenger RNA. The record is from RefSeq and is a predicted model, not a curated record. NCBI's taxonomy places the organism in Eukaryota, Metazoa, Chordata, Actinopteri, Cypriniformes, Danionidae.
UUCAAUGUUAUUUCAAGAAUAAAAAUAUGGGAGAAAUAAGGUAAAUACUUAUUGAUAGGAUGAUAGCGGAAUAAAAUGGUAAAAUACGGGUGAAUCCCGGCAAAAACGAGAGGGUUGACAUGUAUGAAGUGAACAGAAAGUGUUUGUCAAACAACAGUUUUGCAAGGGAACGCAAAACAUUUUGCGAGGGAACGCAAAAACCAAAAAAAAAAAAAAUAAAUUUCUAUCCCUCAGUUUUUUUCUUCCACCUAUUUUUCCCCCACAAUCAUGUCCCUUCCAGGUCUCCAUAGGCACCCCCAAUCUUGAUCAACAGAGAAAUUUAAAAACAGUUUUGGAUUAAAUCAAUAAUUUGUUUGAAAUAUCGAUCAUAAAUAAGAAUGCACACUUUAUUUUCAGAUUAAUUUUGGUUUUAAUUUUAGUAAUUGCAAGAUCUGGUUAUAAUGCCUUGAUGUUAAGUGGUAGUUUGCAUUAUUUGGGAAUUUGAGCCUUGUUCAGUUCCCUUUUGGUAUUCUCAAAAAGUCCUCUUAAAAAAUCACAAAACCCGACAUAAUUGUGCAAUAGAAAAACAGAUCUCACUUCCUUUUAUAAUUCACACACAAAAAUAUAGACGUAAAGUGAAACAUAGUUUUAAUUAUACCUUUAACUAUUUGAAUUUGCUAAAAAAGUAUUAAGCUGAGGAAAUAUUUUAAUGUAAAUUCAUGACUUUAUAGAUGCUUCUAAUCUUACAGGAUGUGUUUGAUGUCAAAUCUGAUGUUGUAUACUAACCACGUGUUUAACAAACCGUGUUAACAAGAAGAAAAGUGCUGACUAUAACACAUCUAAACAGGAACAACAAUCAUAACAGUUUUUCUACACUAUAGAGCAGACAUGGAUGAUGAUAUUUAUAAGAAUGUGAACGGGACGGAGUCUGAGGGAAUGAACAGAGAGCGAGGGGUGAAGAUGGAGGAUAUGUAUGUGAAUGCAGGCUCUGUGGGAAACCAUGACUAUCGGACUAAUUCAAACACACAACAACCACCUCAAAAUACAGGAAGCAAUCCAGUGAAGACGAGAAGCUCCAGAGCAGCCUUAGUGUGUUUGGUGUUGCUAUGUUUUCUUCUGCUGACUGCAGUCAUAGCGCUGAGCGUGUACAUCUAUACAAACCAGCCAAACUACCCUGAAGAGAGACACCAGCUACUAACUAAAAUCACCAACCUCACAGAAAACAAAGAUGAGUUGUUGACAAAUAUUGAAAACCUUCUGAAAGACAGAGAGCAACUUAUACAGCAACAUCAGAUUAUUGCUGGGUGGACUUACUUUCAAUCCAGUUUUUACUACUUGUCCAAUGAGUCGAAGAGCUGGACUGACAGCAGAGGAGACUGUAAAGGCAGAAAAGCAGAUCUGAUCACCAUAAACAAUCGACAGGAACAAGAUUUUGUAAUGACCCUCACUCGUAAUAAGGAAUUCUGGAUUGGUCUGACUGACAGUGAAAAAGAGGGCCAAUGGAAAUGGGUUGAUGGCAGUACACUGACCACUGGGUUCUGGGCUUCCUUUCGAUCAAUAACUGAGCCCAAUGGAGGGACAAGAGAGAACUGUGUUUUGACUCAUUUAAAAAGACACCCUGAGUUAAUAGGAUGGAUUGAUCAUAAUUGUGAUGCUUCUUAUCAAUGGAUCUGUGAGAAGAGUAUUUUACCAGUUACUUUUUAAGAAGCAAAAAAGUUUUGUUAUAAUGUUAAGCUUAAAAUUACAAUUAAAAAAUGUAAAUGUAUCUGGUCAAGUCUAAGUAUACAUAAGCAGGGGUUUUUAGUCUUUAGAUGACUUUGACCGCUAAAAAGGAACAUAAAGGAAGCCUACUGUAUAUUCAGUGCUCAGCAUAACUGAGUACACCCCAUUUUGAAAAUCAAUAUUUUAUCCAUUUCUCAGUGAAUAAUGUAUU